AUGCACACGGCUAGUUCAUUAAUUCGUAAUACUGUACUUUUCAAUCCCAAUUUUAAAUACUCGGCGCGUUUUACACGCACUCUUUCGAAAAUUGCAUCACAAUUACAAUAUAAACCGGCGAAUAAAAGGCUUUUAAGUCAUUUUUAUGGUAAUGGCUUUAAGGAUUCUCGUAUCUGCUCAACUGUAAAUGGUUAUGUGACACUUCACCAGGCAAUACACGUAAAGCAGUAUUCGACUGGCAAUAAAAAUGACCCAGAGGAAGAGGAGGUAGAAGAAGUCAAAGAAGAGACUCCAUUGUUUACAAGCCAGCUUCCAGCAACAGUUGCUGUACCUGAAGUUUGGCCACAAGUCCCUGUCAUAGCUAUAAAUAGAAAUCCUGUGUUCCCUAGGUUUAUUAAACUGAUAGAGAUAUCAAAUCCAGCACUCAUAGACUUAAUUAGACGUAAAGUGAAGCUCAAUCAACCAUACAUAGGUAUUUUCCUUCGAAAGAAGGAAGAUGAGAAAUCAGAUGUUGUAUCUAGUUUGGAUGACUUGCAUCAAGUUGGAGUGUUUGCACAAAUACAUGAAAUGCAAGAUAUGGACUUCAAGUUGCGGCUUGUUGUAAUGGCUCAUCGGAGAAUAAAAAUUACUGGCCAAUUUAUUGAAGAUGAAAUUGAGACAGGGCCCGCUGAAAUGAAGCUGAAGUUUCCGAUAUUUAAUACGGAAUUUAACGUUACCCGCGAAGAGACGGACGCCGAACGACGUCGGAGGAAAUACAGGAAUACCAGAAAAAAGACUGAAACAGAAAAUGAGGUGAAGGAGACAAAGAAAUUGCCACCUGACCAGGUCCUCAUGGUCAAGGUUGAGAAUAUGAUGCACGAGAAAUUUAAGCAAAAUGAAGAAGUUAAAGCAUUGACCCAAGAAGUGAUUAAAACAAUACGAGAUAUUAUAAGUUUGAAUCCAUUGUACAGGGAGUCGCUCCAUCAUAUGUUAGCUCAAGGACAACGAGUGGUCGACAACCCUGUGUACUUAAGUGACUUGGGAGCAGCACUUACCGGUGCUGAACCAGCUGAACUGCAGGCAGUGCUCGAAGAGAUGGAUAUUCCGAAAAGACUGAUGAUGUCCUUAUCGCUUCUAAAGAAAGAGUAUGAAUUGUCUAAAUUACAGCAGAAGAUUGGAAAAGAGGUAGAAGAAAAAGUAAAGCAACAGCAUCGGAAAUAUAUACUCCAUGAGCAGCUUAAGGUUAUCAAAAAAGAAUUAGGUCUAGAGAAAGAUGAUAAAGAUGCAAUAGGAGAGAAAUUUCGAGAGAGAUUAGCUGAGAAAACGGUCCCUGAAGCAGUCCAAAAUGUUAUUGAUGAAGAAUUAAACAAGUUGAAUUUCUUGGAGAGCCAUAGUUCUGAAUUUAAUGUUACCCGCUGCUACCUCGACUGGUUGACUUCUCUACCCUGGGGUAUCACAUCCGAAGAGAACCUGAAGCUGGAAGAUGCUCAGAUAAUAUUAGAUGAAGACCAUUACGGCAUGGAAGACAUUAAGAAACGCAUUCUCGAAUUCAUUGCGGUGUCACAGUUGAAAGGCAGUACCCAAGGGAAGAUUUUGUGUUUCCAUGGACCACCAGGAGUCGGAAAAACUAGUAUAGCUCGUUCAAUAGCGCGGGCGUUAAACCGCCAGUACUUCCGUUUUUCUGUCGGUGGUAUGACAGAUGUGGCUGAAAUAAAAGGCCAUAGGCGGACGUACGUCGGUGCGAUGCCUGGCAAACUAGUGCAGUGCCUAAAGAAAACUGGAACCGAGAACCCAUUAGUACUUAUUGAUGAGGUUGAUAAAAUUGGAAAAGGUGUCCACGGUGAUCCAUCUUCAGCUCUUUUGGAACUUUUGGACCCAGAGCAGAACGCAAAUUUCCUGGACCACUACCUGGACGUGCCAGUUGAUCUUUCAAAGGUUCUAUUUAUCUGCACAGCUAAUGUGGUAGACAUGAUACCAGAACCGCUUAGGGACAGAAUGGAGCUUAUCGAUAUGUCUGGCUACGUAGCAGAAGAGAAGUUAGCGAUAGCGCAACAGUACUUGGUUCCGACGGCGCAGAAAAACUGCGGCUUAAGUAAAGAACAACUCGACUUGACCCCUGAAGCGCUUCACACUUUAAUUAAGUCCUACUGCAGAGAAAGUGGUGUAAGGAAUCUUCAGAAACAUAUUGAAAAGAUAGCCCGCAAGGUGGCGUUCAAGAUAGUGAAGCAAGAAGCCGAUAAGCUUGUGGUUAACGAUGAGAAUUUAUCUGAACUGGUGGGUAAACCUACCUUUAAACAUGACAGGAUGUAUGACAUUACACCCCCUGGUGUCAUAAUGGGUCUUGCGUGGACCGCUAUGGCAUUACGCAAUAAACAUCAAGAAGAGAAAGUAAGCAGCGGUUCGUUGGAGCUAACGGGGCACCUCGGUGACGUCAUGAAGGAAUCGGCGAGAAUUGCUCUCACGGUGGCGAGAAAUUACCUGAAUGCUCACAACCCUGGCAACACGUUCUUAAAUACCAGCCAUCUUCACCUCCACGUACCUGAAGGCGCUACACCCAAAGAUGGUCCAUCAGCUGGUGUCACCAUCACAACGGCACUCCUUUCGCUGGCUCUGCAGCGUUCUGUUAAGUCGCAACUCGCUAUGACUGGUGAAAUUUCCCUUACAGGCCGAGUGUUACCAGUCGGUGGAAUAAAAGAGAAGAUUAUUGCGGCGAAACGUGUUGGAGUAACAUGUGUAAUAUUACCUGAAGAGAACAGACGCGAUUUCGACGAUCUCCCCGACUUUAUAAAGAAAGACAUCGAGAUACAUUUCGUCAAUGAAUACCAGGAUGUCUUUAACAUUGCUUUUGAUCAGGUCUGA
Leptosia nina is the source of this 2838-nucleotide messenger RNA. The record is from the annotation of a GenBank genome assembly. NCBI's taxonomy places the organism in Eukaryota, Metazoa, Arthropoda, Insecta, Lepidoptera, Pieridae.